Messenger RNA from Postia placenta MAD-698-R-SB12, 1188 nucleotides. RefSeq lists its product as hypothetical. The transcript has 5 exons. The record is from RefSeq and is a predicted model, not a curated record. The coding region runs from base 1 to 1188 and encodes 395 amino acids. NCBI's taxonomy places the organism in Eukaryota, Fungi, Basidiomycota, Agaricomycetes, Polyporales, Adustoporiaceae.
AUGGCAUUUGAUUUCUGUACACCUGCGUGGGCCCUGCAGGUCUUCUGCGAUGCGAUGGGCCUCAUUGCAACCUCGCGUACUACGCUAUUUUAUUCUACGAUGAACCAUGCCAUCGACGGCUCUCUACUGUUUUCUUCGGCGGACGCGCAAGGUGGCUGGGAUCAGAGUGGAUUCCAGUCGUCUCAGCCCGCUAUAUUGUCUCUUGGAAUGGCCAAUGAUGAAAACCUUCGUGACCUGGACAUUCUCCGGCUUAGCGAGACGCGGCGUGCGUCUGAUAUGUACUACCAGUCGGCUAGUGACCCCACCGUCUUCCAACCUCCCCAAGCCCUCAUAUCUACCUCGCCCAAUCAUGCCGCUAGUCCCAACAACAUCAUCGAUGUCCCUAUGGAAGUCAAGGAGCGAUUAGUCGCGAUUUUGCGUACCGCCGAUCUUUCUGGAGACGAUCAACUCCAACGUCUCCUGGCAUCUCUCUCAUCGCCCCAAACCGUCAUGCGUCUUGAGUCAAGGUCCACGGCACAAGUUCGCUCCUUCCCCCAUUACGACCCAUACCGCCCAGGGCGUCCGUUUCCCUCGAGUUCUCAUCGGCAGCCAGUUCUCCCUUCCGAUUAUCCUCCUGCAUCUCACUUUAGACCAAAUUUUGGGACUGGGCGUCCUCCGUUCCCUCAUACAUCGUACUCGGGCCUGAACACCCAGUGUCUUGAUGGGGAUCAACUUGUUCAAGGCGAAAUCGACUCCAACUCGUGGUCAAAUCACCCUUUAUGUCAAGCUCUCACCCCCACUACGCCGCCUUCUCCCCAUUACUUUGCGCUGAAUAUGGAAUCCUCCAUCCACAACGCGAGCAGCAUUCCCACCGUCAUCCCCCUUGAAGGCGUCGCUCAGCUCCCCAUCCCAUCGCAGAUCAUCGCCGAGUCCCCACAUAAUUCCCCCAAACCUCCUGUGUGCUCAUGGGACAACUGCGGGCACUCCCUCGCUGAUUUUCAUAGGUCGGAAGUCAGGAGACAUUUUAGGGACUAUCACGAAGUCCAGCGUUUCACUCACUGUCGAUGGUCGGGAUGUGGGAUCCCGAUCAAAAAAAAUGGCAUGGUGAAGCACGUCACCAACAAGCAUCUGCACAUGAGCAGGUACCUCAAAGACAUAAUGUCCUCGAUCUGUAUGCCCGCGCCAUGUCUCUAUGAAAACUACGACUAG